Molecule: messenger RNA, 3144 nt
Organism: Conger conger (European conger)
Lineage: Eukaryota; Metazoa; Chordata; Actinopteri; Anguilliformes; Congridae
Gene: terb1
Product: telomere repeat binding bouquet formation protein 1
Exons: 21
Coding region: 386-2914 (842 amino acids)
Biological process (GO): meiotic attachment of telomere to nuclear envelope; homologous chromosome pairing at meiosis
Source: RefSeq, a predicted model, not a curated record
CCUAUUUCUCUAGGUGUGAAGCGCAAACGUUUUUAAAGGAAGUUAGUCAAUGUUUUUUAUUGCUGUCAUCAAAAUCCUGCAAAUUAAUCUUCGUAAUGGCCUGUUCACUUUUCUGUCAAGUAUAAUUAGUAAAUACGUGUGUGUAAGCCUUGGUCAAAUUCGGUAAGCAACGUGAAAAAGGGGUGUCAGAUGUCGGUGAUUUAGUUAGCUUGCUAACAUUUAGUUUACGUUAGCAGUAACGUUAGAUGGAUAACGACGUUGGCUAAAGCCCACUUGCAAAGCUUUCUUUGCUAGAACACCUGUUUCCUUCUAAGCAGACAAUUAACAUUCUUCGAGUUAGACUAAGUUAGCUAACUUUGCAGAGGAAACGAAACAAAUCGUGUAAAUGGAUGGAUCGGACGCAAAGAUGCUAAAUUGUGCGAUGAAGACCGACCUCAACUUGCUGCUUGAGUGCCUCAAGUAUCAGAUGAAUUGUCCUGAUGCACAGAAGCAAGCUCUACACACCAUCUACUCCAUAUGUCAAGAGAAAGGAGAAGUUAUAGACUAUUUCCGGGAGAUGGGUGGCGUGCUGUUUGUUUACAACCUCUCUAAAUCCAGCCAGCACUUGGAGGUGAUGGAGGCUGCCCUCUUUACUCUGGGCGGCCUGGCAGAGAACAAUGUGUUUUGCCAGCAGGCUCUGUGCAGAGCGGACAUCUUCACAUACAUGAUGCAUUUGCUUGUGGAGGACUCCCCGCUGACCCUGAAAAGGGUCGUGGUGUACAUGGUGUUGGUCCUUGUCACCAACAACAGAUCCGGUCAGACGCUUGCCAAGGCUACAGGCUGCAUUGAAGUCCUUCUGGAUUUGUUCAGGACAAGUUUUCCCAUCUCGACUGAAGACAUGAGACUGGCUAACGUCGCUCAGCUUUGCCAGCUUUGGACGUCUGUGUCGAGUGCUCUGUGCGGCUGUGUCAAUAACCCGCAGAACGAAGAGAACCAGUUGAUAUGCAUGACCGUCUUCCCUGAGGCGAAGACGUGGCUGGAGCGACUCGCACUGCCGAGAGUGGAGAUCAUGCAGCCAAUCACGUCCUUAAUAGGGAUGAUCGUGGCUAAUAAUCCGUCCGCCCAGGAGGGCUUUGCCUCGACGGGGGCCCUGCAGACCCUGGCCCGGGCCCUGGUGAGGUUUGCUGCGGAAUCCGGCCGCAGCCCCCUGGCUCGCGACCUGGCCGUCACGGUGACCAAGACCCUGAGCGCCUGCAUCACCGACAAGGCUCCUCUGGCCGCAGGACUGGCUGAGUACCAUCUGGUGCCUCAGCUGCUGACCCUGCUCUCCUGCCCCGGCCUGGACCUCCGGAACCGGCUGUGCAUCGUCCUCACUCUGGGCCACUGCACAGAGUCCUGCGAGGAACACCAGCUCCAGCUGCUGCGCGCGGGCGGGCUGCCACUCAUCAUCCAGCUGCUGACCCAGACUCAGGACGAGGAGCUGAGGAGGGCCGCCACGUUCGUACUGCACACCUGCAAGCAGAUGACUUCGACCCUUGGGACAGACGGAGCGAAGCGCUCUCCCCAGGUCCACCUCCACGACCCCGCGGCCUGGGCGGAGCCCCCCGGCGAUGUGCAGAGUUACAGGAGGUCAGCGUGGGAAAUGCAGGCCCGGAUAGAACAGCUGGAGAAGCUCCAGAGAGAGAGUGCGUUGGGAGGUGUGAGUGAGGGGGAGAGGGAAGGGGUGAAUUCCUCAGAUAAGUGCCGCGGGCCGGGGAGGGAUGAGACGCCGCCAGCCUCCCGCUCCUCCCGCACGUUCUGGGAGGGGGCUGGUGCGGUCCGGAGGCACGCAGGCCGGUCUGAGGCCCGCACGCUGGAGCGCACCCCGGCCCGGCCCAGAACCCGGCCUCCCAGACAGGAGCCCCACGGAGACUGCGGGGGCCCAGCCAGGCCACUGACGGGCUCGGUCAGGAGGCAGAUCUUCCAGGCCAGCGCUGCACCACAGAAUCCAGCCGCACAGCAGUCGGCCCCGUCCAGCCGCAGUACCGCCGCACAGCCACCAGGUGGAGCGUCUCGGCCAGGCCGUCCCGUGCGGCUGGGGGGCAGCGCGCGUUCUGCAUGCGGCAGGAUGUCCCUCCGCUCGACCCCUCCAGCCACGGGGCGUCCCGGGGAGCUGCAGGGGGCGGCCCACCCUCCAGCCGCGCUCCCGGAGAGCCCAGUCAUGUUCAAACGUCCUUAUCCAGCCAUGGAACGAGCUGGACGCUGUACCAGGCCAGCAUGCAGAGAUCACAUGUCCCUGUGUUCGGACGUCCUGGAGAGCGAGAUCAGGAGGAUUCUGCGCACGCCCCGCGCCGCGACCAAGCGCGCCUCCUUCCGAUGCUCAGGGUGCGCCCCGGGCCUCUCCGUGCUCAACAGCCGCAGUUUUGGCCGGAUCCUGCGCUCCUGCCGGCACCGGUGCGACCGGCACGCCGCCCUGCUGGAGGCCGAGACCCGGCUCAAACGACGGGUCGGAACCGAGCCGGGACACCGCCGACGGGACCGCGGCGCGCAAAUCAGCCUGACUCCCCUCAGCAAAGGCUCCUCUCUCUGGCCAGGCUCCUCAGAGAUCUGGAGUAAAGCUGGCCCAGCAUGGAUAACUCUCACUCCUAUUAAGAAACGUCAGGAGCCUGAAGAGGAGAGUGCAUACCACAGGGAGGGGUCCACCUCCGAGGAACAUCAGGAAGCCCGGCGUGGAGGCGAGCAUUGGGAAGAGCGCGCUUCAAACAGGAGGAAGAGAAAGAACUUCACUCAGGACGAAGUCCAGUAUCUGCUGAACGGGGUGAAAAGGUUGGGCCCCUGCUGGAACUCCAUACUGUGGUCCUUCCCCUUCCAAAAAGGCCGAACCAAUGUGGACUUGGCCAAGAAAUUCACUCGCUUGCAGAAGGAGAUGCCACAAGUAGAGUUUCCAAAAGCCUGAUGUAGGAAAGCCAGAAACCCACGGGAAGAGUGAUCAGUUAAUAUACCUUAUUAUAUUGUUCGAAUCAUUUAAUUCAUGAAAUAUUUUGUAUUGUUAUUUCUGGUUUGUUUCUUGGACGUGUUGAGUCAAAAAAUGUUUUUGGGAGGAAUUGUAUGAUUGCCCUUUACAUUAAAAAUGUUACGUAUAUUUAAAAAGAUAGUCUGAAAGUCAGACAGCUUUGACAGGAAUCC